Messenger RNA from Argiope bruennichi, 2381 nucleotides. Its product is annotated as actin-binding protein WASF3-like. Bases 379 to 2211 code for a protein of 610 amino acids. The record is from RefSeq and is a predicted model, not a curated record. Gene Ontology annotation, cellular component: cytoskeleton; SCAR complex. The transcript is spliced from 7 exons. Gene Ontology annotation, molecular function: Arp2/3 complex binding; actin binding; protein kinase A regulatory subunit binding. Gene Ontology annotation, biological process: actin cytoskeleton organization; positive regulation of Arp2/3 complex-mediated actin nucleation. Lineage: Eukaryota; Metazoa; Arthropoda; Arachnida; Araneae; Araneidae.
CCAUAUUUUAGUUAUGAAUUAGAGGAACGUAGUUGCAUUUGUUUACUUAUGGCCAUAUCGUGGUAUGCUUCAGAAUGAUUGAUAAGAAAGAUCCUUUAGAUCUCGAUUAUCAUGCAUAGAAUCAUCAUCACAAAAACAUCGCUUUGAAUAUUAUUUUGUGAAUUUUUAUAAAUGACGGUGGAGAAAAUAGCAGGUGUUGACAGAAGUCAGAUUUCUACUACCGUGAUCGUCCAGCAUAAGACUGAUUAGUACAUCCGCUCUUCAAGUGCAAAUUAAUGCGAUAUAAAGUGAGUGAAGUGAAACCGGGAAUCCUUCCCAUCAAAAUCCAGUGUAGCUGAUGAGAUUAGAGUCUUUGAUUUUAGGUGUCUUAGCAACAAAAUGCCUUUCUUACAAAGACUCAUCCAGCCUGUCCAUGUGUGCCGCAAUACUCUUCCAGUAGAUAACCGCGGUGCCUUGGCUAUUGAUAUUCCCAAUGAGCUGGAAUGUGUGACUAAUGGAACACUGGCUAAUGUUAUUCGGCAGUUAUCAUCCUUGUCAAAACAUGCAGAAAACAUUUUCACAACUCUCUUCAAGGAGUCCACGUCUAUUGCUGCAAGGACACAAUCCCUGCAAGGCCGAAUUGACCGACUUGCUGUUAAAGUAACUCAGUUGGAUUCCAAUGUAGAAGAAGUGUCUUUGCAAGACAUUCAUAUGCGAAAAGCAUUUAAGAGCUCCAUUGUUUUCGAUCAGCAAGUAGUGUCUCGCUGCUCAAUGCCUGCUGCAAUGCUCGAGAUUUAUAAAAGAUGUGGGAAGCCACCUCCAUUAGACAAAUUAAAUCCUUAUAGGGAAGAUGGAAGAGAUGGCUUAAAGUUCUAUACAGAUCCAAACUAUUUCUUUGAUCUUUGGAAGCAAGAGAUGUUAAAAGACACUGAAAAGCUUAUCCACGAUAAAGGCAAAAAACCACACAGACCAAGACCUGAUGGAGCAAAACGCCACAAAAAAGUCAGGCAGCCCCACAAUACCCGUGAAAAGUAUAGAAUGAUGGCUUGCACUCAAGAUUUUAUUGACAAAGCAAAUUACCCACAAUCCAACUAUAGUGAUACUACACAAAGAACCCCAAGUCUAGUGAGUGAUGGAACAGAUGGAAUACCAAUGAGGCCAAAUAGUCUUGAACUGCACAUGCCUUAUCUAGAGCAGGAUGGAAGCUAUGGUAGCCCAGCCAAUCAUUAUCCUCCUCCACCACCUGCUUAUUCUGAGUAUCAGACUCAAGCCUAUCCCCAGCAAAAUAUGGCUCAGCAGCAGCAUUAUCCGCCUCCUCCUCCUUAUUCAGUCAAUUCCCCUGACCACAGAAUUUCUUCUAACAACAGCACUCCAACAAGGCAGAGUCGAGCAGGAUCUAGACCCUCUCAGCCACCGCCAGCCCCACCUGUUGUGGGUUCAAAUGGAACAUCUACUCCCCCCAUAUCUGCAGGUGGAACACCUUCCAGUGGCGCUGGUCGGUAUCGAUCAGGUAGUCAUUCUAGAGAGACACUUCCUCCACCACCUCCUCCUCCAGAUAAUGUAGUGAAUGGCUUCCAACCAAAUCAUAUGGCCGCUCUUUACUUAACGCAGAAAUCUGUGCCAAUGGCUGCAAACAAUCAAGGUUCUCGUCGAGAUACCCCCAAUCACCAUCCUCACUUGAUGAACCACAUGUCCAUGGCUAGAGACCAUACUCCACCUCCAGAUACCAUCAGCAUGACUUCAGAUUCUUUGGAUCUACCACCACCACCUCCAAUGCCUGAUGCAGAAUUGGCAGUGGCACCACCAUCACCACCUCCACCUCCUUUGCCCAAUAGUGUAGCAGUACUGCCUCCACCUCCUCCACCAUUGCCACAAGACAGUGCAGCAGUGGUCACUAGAGUAUCCGAUCUUCGAAUGCAAGAGUCUCAUGGAGUGUCCUGUGAAUCCACUAGUACUGGCUCCAGCAAGAUGAGUGAUGAAACAGAUUCAAAAUCAAGAUCACCUGCUCAGGGAGAUGGAAGAAGUGAUUUAUUGGCGGCUAUUCGAGAAGGUAUCAAACUUCGCAGAGUGGAGGAUAUAAAACAGAAGGAAGUAGAGAAGGCUGCUCCUCUGCAUGAUGUUGCUUCCAUUUUGGCUAGGAGAGUUGCUAUGGAAUUUUCUGACUCGGAUUCUGCUUCAGAAAGUGAAUAUGAUAGUGAAGGUUGGGGUGAAGAAGAUGCCAGUGAAUGCUAGUUGCAUGGGUAUUCUGGAUUUGUAGAUACCCCAAAUAAGUGCUUUUAGCUUCAUUUUUGUAAGGACCAAGCUGCAUUUAAAUAAAUACCUUUUUUAUAUUUCAGACUUUUUGUAAAUCAUCUUCUACAGAUGUUUUGUAUGCAAUAAUUUCAAGCAAAUGAUUUUUUUUU